AUGGCAUUUGGACUUGGUGUUCUCUGCCUAUUACUAUGGACAGUAACAGGUUCCAGUUGUGAGCAGUGCCGAGAAGGAGCCACGUACUCAGAUGCAGUAAUAUCCCCCAAUUUAGAAACCACUAAAAUUAUGCGAGUUCCUCAUGCUAUGUCAGUGUCUGACUGCAUCGCAGCAUGUUGUGACCUCUCUGGUUGUGACUUGUCCUGGAUGUUUGAACGACGCUGUUACAUCGUCAACUGCCAACACAAAGAGAAUUGUGAACCUAAACAAAUUGAAACUGUAAAGUCCUAUCUUACCUUUGUGGUGAGGCCUUCUCAGAGGCCAGCCUCACUGCUAGGAUUUGGGCAAGUGAUCCCAAGCAUGGUCCACUCUGUGGGACUCCAGAAUGAGCCAUCUGAGGAAGUGAGUAGCUUGAAGGAGCUGUCGUUGCGUGGCAAAUAUCCCAGCCCUGAGGAGAUACCUGAAUACAUAGAUGAUUAUAAAGAAUUGGAGCAGGACUCCUUUCAGGUGAGCAUCAAACAUGAGCAGAAGGAGAGCACGGAUUAUGCCGACUGGGGCCUGAUGGUGGCAGGUGAAAACAGCUUCAACUCUUCGGUGGGUGAUGAUGGAGGUAACCAGGACAACUUUGCUGAAAAGAAAGAGGAGACCGGGAAGGUGGAAAGCCUUAUCAAGAAAAACAGCUCUGAACUGAGUUUUGUCGCUGAACAGUCCAUGGAGAGUUUGUCAUCUGUCCCAGAGAUUACACCAUUCCCUGGGAAGACAUCUGAAAGCAAAGCAGCUGUUCAACUUCUUGCACAACCUGGUGAUGCUUUGCAAAAAGAGACUGCUGCGCCUUCCCCUUCUUCAGACAAACUGGAUUUCUCCCCAGGUGUGUCAGAGAAAACCCAGACUCCCACAGUGGCCCCAGAGAAUGUCACUGAAGGUGGCAUCCUGCUACUUCCCACUAAUGUGUCAUCUGAGCCCAUGCAACAAUUCACACCGCCUUCUACUGCUGCUAAAGCAGAUACAGUAAAAGAACUUAUUGUAUCUGCUGGAGAUAACAUACAAGUGCUGCUACCCAAAAAUGAGGUUGAACUGAACGCCUUUGUUGUCCCGCCACCGCCUGCAGAAACAGCCUAUACCUUUGAGUGGAGCUUAAUCAGUCACCCUGCUGACUAUGGUGGUGAAAUGGAGCGCAGGCACAGUCAGACCUUGAAGCUCUCUCACUUAUCAGUGGGACUUUAUGCCUUUAAAGUGACGGUUUCUGGUGAAAAUGCCUUUGGUGAAGGUUUUGUAAAUGUCACAGUCAAACCAGCUGUCAGAGUUAACCAGCCUCCUGUUGCUGUUGCUUCACCUGAAGUACAAGAAAUUUCUUUGCCUACAACUUCUACCUUCAUUGAUGGCAGUCAAAGUAUAGAUGAUAUGAAGAUAGUGAGUUACCACUGGGAGGAAAUUAAAGGUCCUUUGCGAGAGCAGAAGGCAUCUGCUGACACACCUGUCUUGCACUUGUUUAACCUUGUUCCUGGAAACUACACCUUCAGACUCACAGUGAUUGAUUCAGAUGGAGCAGCCAACUCCACCAUUGCAUUUCUGACAGUCAACAAACCAGUGGAUUACCCACCUAUUGCCAAUGCAGGACCUAAUCAGGCAGUCACCUUGCCUCAGAACUUCAUCACAUUGAACGGAAAUCAGAGCAGUGAUGACCAUGAAAUUAUCAGCUAUGAGUGGUCACUCAGUCCCAAAAGCAAAGGCAAAGUUGUAGCAAUGCAGGGAGUACGGACACCGUACCUCCAGUUGUCUGCAAUGCAGGAAGGAGAUUACACCUUCCAGCUGACUGUCACAGACUCUUCGAGGCAGCGGUCCACAGCUGAGGUCACACUGAUUGUACAGCCUGAAAAUAACAGUCCUCCAGUAGCAGUGGCUGGCCCUGACAAGGAAUUGACCUUCCCAGUAGAAAGUACUACACUGGAUGGAAGCAAAAGCCAAGAUGACCAAGGCAUUGUCUUCUAUCAUUGGGAAAAUAUCAGUGGACCAAGCUCUGUACAGAUGGAAAAUGGCAACAAAGCAAUAGCAACUGUGACUGGUCUUCAGGUUGGUACCUAUCGCUUCAGGUUGACUGUGAAAGACCAACAGGGCUUAAGCAGUGCAUCUGUACUAUCUGUUACUGUGAAGGAAGAAAACAACAGUCCACCCCGGGCGCAUGCUGGUGGGAAGCAUGUUCUAGUGCUUCCAAAUAACUCUGUUACCUUGGAUGGCUCAAGGUCUGCUGAUGACCAGGGCAUUGUAUCAUAUUUGUGGAUUCGAGAUGGUCAAAGCCCAGCAGCUGGGGAUGUGAUCCAUGGCUCAGACCACGAGGCAGUACUGCAGCUAACUAAUCUGGUGGAAGGAACCUAUACUUUUCACUUGAAAGUGACAGAUGCCAAAGGAGACUCAGAUAUUGAUUCAGCAACUGUUGAAGUGCGGCCUGAUCCCAAAAGGAGUGGUCUGGUGGAGUUGAUUCUCCAAGUUGGAGUGGGACAGCUGAGUGAACAGCAGAAGGACACCCUGGUGAGACAGCUGGCUGUACUGCUGAAUGUUUUGGAUUCAGAUAUCAAAGUUCAGAAGAUACAAGCCUACUCAGAUAUAAGCACUGCGGUUGUGUUCUACGUGCAGAACGGGCAUCCUGCCAAGGUCAUCAAGGCAUCAGAAGUCUCACGAACUCUACAUGUGCAGCUUUUGAAAGAGAAGGCUGACUUUCUGCUCUUCAAAGUCCUGCGGGUUGACACUGCUGCCUGUCUUUUAAAAUGCUCUGGACAUGGAUACUGUGACCCCAUAACAAAGCGCUGCAUUUGCUACCAGCUGUGGAUGGAAAACUUGAUUCAUCGUUAUCUUAAUGAUGGAGAGAGUAACUGUGAGUGGAGUAUACUCUAUGUGACUGUAUCUGUUUUUAUUUUGAUUGUGGUCAUGAUAGGGCUUGCCUGGUUCUGCAUCUGCUGCUGCAAAAGCAGAAAGAGGACAAAAAUAAGAAAGAAAACAAAGUAUACCAUCCUAGAUAACAUAGAUGAACAGGAAAGAAUGGAGCUACGACCCAAAUAUGGUAUAAAACACAGAAGUACAGAACACAACUCCAGUCUGAUGGUCUCCGAGUCAGAGUUUGACAGUGAUCAGGAUACUAUCUUCAGCAGAGAAAAGAUUGUGAGAGAGAAUCCUAAAACCCUCAUUAAUGGAUCCAUCAGAAAUGGAGUUUCCUUCAACUACAGCAAAGACAGAUAA
Molecule: messenger RNA, 3231 nt
Organism: Chaetura pelagica (chimney swift)
Lineage: Eukaryota; Metazoa; Chordata; Aves; Apodiformes; Apodidae
Product: KIAA0319 ortholog
Exons: 20
Coding region: 1-3231 (1076 amino acids)
Biological process (GO): homophilic cell-cell adhesion; neuron migration; negative regulation of dendrite development
Cellular component (GO): cytoplasmic vesicle; plasma membrane
Molecular function (GO): calcium ion binding
Source: RefSeq, a predicted model, not a curated record